Messenger RNA from Durusdinium trenchii, 1769 nucleotides. The record is from the annotation of a GenBank genome assembly. Lineage: Eukaryota; Dinophyceae; Suessiales; Symbiodiniaceae.
AAAUCACAGAACACAACCUGUUUGACAUGACAAGGCCGUGCAUGGCCUGUUUGCGGCAAAUUGGCCGGCUGCGUUUGAAGGUGUGCUGAGAACUUCCCUCACAAUGCCAGGGAAAAACUAUCCAUAUCUGGCAAUCCAGGUGCAGAGAUUUUGCAACAGCUAUUCGCAACGGCAGCUCCGCUAUGCCUUCCAAGACCUUAAGCUCAGCGAAGCGGAGGAUCUGGAGCUCAGCGGUGCAGCUGAGGUGAUGCUUGACCAUGAGGAUCGAGCAGGGCGUCGAGUGGCACCGAGUGAGCAUAGUCGAAUGCCUUCAGAGGUCAGUUUGCGAACAGGCGCAGGCUUUGAAGGCGGAAGUUUUCAUCUUGGCUUUCAGACCCUUUUCUCCAUAGUAGCUGUGCACCUUCGACAUGCGAUCAGACGCUGGGCAACAUUUUCGCGUCGAAAGCAUUUUGAGGAGAGGCAAUCUCAGGUCGUGCACGCUCUACGGAAUGUCCAAGCAGAGAUGGAUAACAAGAUGAAACAGCAACCGGCUUCCAGCAAUGCGCUAAGCCCAGCUAGUGAGGUGUCCCCGUCGGCUGCAUACUCACCCAACUUUGCAGAAUCCGUUACAUCGACACCACACUUUAGACGGCUGGACGUGGGCCAUAUGAAUGUUGUAACCCAGGGGCAUGCCACCCACUUCACCAAAAAAACUCAGGACUCACCCGGACUUCAUAGUGAUGACUUAGUGAAGUCCCUAUGUGAAGAUCAAGCUCGAGUAGAUGAGGUGAUCAAGUUGGCCGCGAUCCUGUGGGACAACCUAAGCCUUGCAAACAUGCAGCCAAACAUUCUCCCGCAAGUCCUGAUGAAGGCAUCCCUUUUGGCUCGCACUGCUGAACGAUGCCAGCGCCAUGUCAUGCGAGAAGCCAUGCAUUUGCUGUGGAAGAGUUCCACUCUUCAACGGUCGGUGGAAGAACUUUUGGCCAAGGGAGAGCUGAUGAAGUGCAACAAUUCUAGAAGCUCUGAGGCUGUGCCACAGCAUGUGUCACAUUCGCAUGUGCCACAGGUGCAACAACAUAUUGACUUCCAUGUGACCGAUGAUGUGCCACAAGAGGAUUUGGCGGAACCCUCUGACCCGGUGCGUGAAGAGUUGGCUCGGGAGGUGCAAGAGGACUUUGAGACCUCAAAGCCCAAAGUGCACGAGGAAGGUGAAGAACUACAAAGUACAGUAGGAGCUUCUGCAGGUUGGGAUGCCUUGGCCACGGCUGUGACUUCCCAUGCUCCACCGCCCGCCCAUGCCAUGGAGGAUGCGCAUCCCAAAGAGAGCAAAGCUAAUGCAGAGGCAGACUUUGUUGUGACCCAACCCAUAGCAACAGCACCAGACAGGAGUACUGGGCCUCAUGUGGCAUAUGCGGCUGAAAGUGAGCUGAAUUCUGAUGAGUCGGAUGCAGAAGAGUCUGAUAUUGAUGAUGAUGCUUUGCUUGCAGGUUUGGGAUAGCUUCCAAGAGGCCAUGGCCAGAUUUCCUGUGUAGAGCUGAGCGUAUUGGGAUCCGCUUCCAACGAUGAAAAUAGGUGCACGUAGAUGAAGCUCCUCUAUGAACAGAUUUUGGUGGACAGUCUGGAGCGGAAACCCAAACGAACUGCCUGACUGCCAAUGUACCCAUUUCACAAGCCAGAAAUCCCCAGACAAUGCUGCGGAAGAUGUGAUGUUGCUUGGGUGCGGGCUGUGCAAAAAGCACAGGUCCAAUCAUCGAUCUGAAGCCAAGGAGCAAGAAACUACUAGGGGCUCC